Messenger RNA from Corvus hawaiiensis (hawaiian crow), 1901 nucleotides. RefSeq lists its product as uncharacterized. The coding region runs from base 239 to 1855 and encodes 538 amino acids. Gene Ontology annotation, cellular component: SCF ubiquitin ligase complex. The transcript is spliced from 5 exons. The record is from RefSeq and is a predicted model, not a curated record. Gene Ontology annotation, biological process: SCF-dependent proteasomal ubiquitin-dependent protein catabolic process. Lineage: Eukaryota; Metazoa; Chordata; Aves; Passeriformes; Corvidae.
GAGUGAUGGCGGGGCCAGGCCCGGGGAGGAGGAGGAGGAGGAGGACGAUGAGGAGGAGGAGGAGGAGGAAGCAGCCGGCCGGAACGGGAUCAGUCGGGACAAGACGCAGCUGGGAACCCCCCGGGACACCAGCCAGCGCCAGCGCCCAGGCGUCCCCUGUCCCGGUGAACACCGGGAUAACUCCCGGAGCCGAAGGAUCCCGUCCCGGAGCCGCCGGUGCCCACCGGGAGCUGCGGGGAUGCCCCGGCAGCGGGCAGUGCCCACGCUGACCACGCUGUGCCUGCAGAGCCUGGCCCAGCACAUGCAGAGCCUCUGGGCCAAGGACUACAGUGACAACUACCUGGACGAGUACGAGUUCCGCUUCCUCGUGGGCCCCUUCAACGACCUGACCUGCGGGCUGGUGCAGGAGCUGCUGAGGCUGCUGGGGACGAGCCGGCGGCUGUCGCGCGCAGCACUGCACCUGCUGCUGCUGCCACACCUGCAGCAGCUCAGCCUGCGGCCCUGCCCUGCGCUCGCCAACAACGCCCUGGGCCACCUCAUCGUCCUGCGCUGCCAGGGCCUGAGCGUGCUGGACCUGGGGGGCUGCGGGCGGCUCUCACCGUCUGUGCUGGUGGACCUGGCUGAGGGGCUGCCGCGCCUGAGCCGCCUGGGGCUGGCCCACACCCAGGCCAACGUCCAGGUGCUCUCGGCCGUGGGCUCCUGCUGCCGGCACCUGCGGGAGCUCGACGUGUCCGGCUGCAAGAAGGUGACGCCGCGUGCCCUGCGGCACCUGGGCUACGACCCCCUGGCACAGAGCCCGGGCUGCCUCACGCUCCGCGUGCUGCUGGCCCGCGACCUGGAGCACUCCGAGGAUGGGGACAUGGUGGCUGCUGUGGCCUUCCUGCUGCUGGCCCUGCCACACCUGGAGGUGCUGGCACACAGUGCCCUGCCGGACGCGCUCCGGCUGCUCCACACGCGGCAGCUGGAUGGCACCAAGGACUCUGAGGGUUUCCCCUCGCUGAAGGAGCUGGCGCAGAGCCGGGGGGCUGCACCAAAGGGACACCCGCUCACGCUGCCCCUGCGGCAGCUGGAGGAGGUGGAGGAGGACGCCCUGGGCAUCGUCCACGCCGUGUGUCCCCAAGCCGAGGAGGUCAGCGUGUGGCUGGAGGACAGUCCCGGCCCCUCAGGGCUCCGGGAGCUGCCGGACUGGGAGUGCCUGUCCCGGGUGACGCUGGGCUGCGCCGGGCGGCACGGCCGGGCGCUGGCAGAGGUGCUGCCGCUGGCACAGGGCCUGGGCACCUUCCUGCGCACCCUGACCCUGCACGGCUUCAUCUGCCGGGACCCUCUCUCUCUGCCCACCCUGCUCGCCAGCUGCCCCGGCCUGCAGAGCUUCAGCGCCGAGCUGGAAGUGCCACCAGACCCCCAUGCCCAUGCCGAGCCCCCCGAGGAACCCCCGGCCCUGCCACCAGUCUGGGCCACCGACCUGCUGCCCCACGGGCUGCCCCAGCUCCAGAGCUUCUCGCUGACCCUGGCCGGGCCCGUGCCGGCCGCGCACAGGCCGGCGCUGAGCUCCACGCUGGCCUCGCUGCUGUGCGAGGCCCCGCAGCUGCAGACCCUGCGCCUGCUGGCCGUGCCCUUCCCGCUGGACUCGGUGCUGGAGCCGGCGCUGGCGGGGCCGGCGCUGCGGGAGCUGCGGGAGCUGUCGCUGGCCGAGAGCCUCGUGUCGGCCGGCGCCGUGUGGCAGCUGCUGGGCUCCGACGGGCCCCUGCAGCGCCUGGACCUGUCCCGCUGCCCCGACAUCCACCGGCGCGACUACGACGCCUUCCUGCAGGCCGUGAGGAAGCAGCGGCUGGACCUGGACAUCACCUGGGAGUAGCGGCGUGCGUGGAGCCGGGCAUUUUAAUAAAAGUGUCCCCGUCACA